Messenger RNA from Cornus florida, 1596 nucleotides. RefSeq lists its product as uncharacterized. The transcript has 2 exons. The record is from RefSeq and is a predicted model, not a curated record. NCBI's taxonomy places the organism in Eukaryota, Viridiplantae, Streptophyta, Magnoliopsida, Cornales, Cornaceae. Bases 1 to 1596 code for a protein of 531 amino acids.
AUGGAGGAAAGGGAAACUGUAGCUGAGUAUUUGUUUAGGAUCAAUGAUACUGUCAACGAUAUGAAAUCCCUUGGUGAAGACAUUAAGGACUCAGAUGUUUGUAAGAAAAUUCUCAGGUCUCUUACACCUAGAUUCAAUGCAAAGGUUACAAUCCUUAAGGAUAAAGACUUAUCUCAAAUGAAGAUUGAUGAUCUACAAGCCUCUCUUACCGCCUAUGAGAUGAGCAUUAGAACUCCUACUCUUCAAAGAAGAGAAGCUGCACUUAAAGUUAAAGAAGUUACUGAAGAAUCUGAUCCAAAGUCUGAGGAAGAUGAUCCUGAAGAGGAUGAAGUGGCCUAUCUAUCAAAGAAGUUCAAGAAAUUCAGAUUUAAGAAGAGAAGUCAAUCUCAAAAUCUAACUUAUUAUGGAUGUGGCAAGCCUGGCCAUCAUGUCUCAAAAGACAAACCUGAGGAAUCAAAAGAAGAUGAGUGUUUGUUUAUCGCUACUCUUGAAACACCACAGAAAGCAGCUGAAGUUGAAGAACACAGUGAAGACAGUGACUCGGAGAUUAAAGAAAUUCUUGAAGAAUGUGAGAGACUUGCUGUGAAGUGCAAUCAACAAAAGUCUCAGCUGAAAGUCCUUAGCUUUGAGUUUCAAAAAUCCAAACAACUUCUUGUUAAACAUUUCAAACUUAAGCUGCCUACCUUAUAUUCAAUUUCUCUUAUCUUCUCAAGUCUAAAGAAGUCUCAAUCCAAUACUGAAUGGUUAACCAAGAGAUAUAGAAAAGAACUCUCACUAAUUCUUCAAGAAAGAUCUUUGAAAAUGGUUGAGAUUUGGAAGCAAUCCACAAAGCAAAUUAGGAAGACUGGAAUUGGUUACAUUUGUGAUACUGCAACCAAAGUGAAACAAAAUCACACUGUGUUUGUUAAGGCAUCUUCAGGAGAAGUGUUUACAAGAUUUCCAAUCAUAAAACCCUCAAGAAUAAAGUAUAAUUCAUUUGACAGCUUCUGCAGCAAGUCAAGGUUAAAUGAAAGUGAUUUUAUUACAUCAACCUUCAAGAAUUACAAAGUUACCAAAAUGUAUGUAAAGAAGUUAGACAUAAUUCCAGUUCAGAAAGUUAAGGAUAGCAGAUCUCUUGUGAAGUCUAAGAUGAUGUGGAUACCAAAGAGAAUGAAUGCUGUGAGUAUGUUGGUGUAUACUGCCUUCAAAGCUGGUAACACAAAUGACAAAUGGUAUGUUGGUAGUGGCUGCUCGAGACAUAUGACAGGUGAUAGUUCCAAGUUUGUAUCACUAAAGAACUUUGAUGGAGGAAAUAUCAUCUUUGGAGACAAUCAAAAGGCCAAGAUUAUUGGUAUUAGCACUGUGAGUAAGUCUGAUGAACUACCUAAGAUAAAAGAGGUAUUACUUAUUGAAGGCCUCAAACAUAAUCUCCUAAGUGUAAGCCAACUAUGUGACAAUGGGAAGAAAGUCUGUUUUGAUAAGGAAAGAUGCAAUGUGGUUGAUAUUGAAUCUGAAAAAGACCUAUUCUCAGCUUACAGAUCCUCUGGAAAUGUAUACACAGUCUCAGAAGAAGCUACUUAUUGCAAUUUGACCUCUCUAAAUGAAGCUAUACUAUGA